GUUGCGCGUUCCCAACUUUUUGCGCUCGGCUUGGGAAGGACAGCUACAACGUCUCCAACCCGUUCAAAAGCCAACACCUCCCUCGUCAUAUAGCAUCUCUGAGCAUCCGAUUGUCUCUCUCAUCAUUCCUUCCAUCCUUGCUUUAUCACCCUACCGAUAAAGCCACCGUCCGAGUUCACGAGAAUCAGCUACAAUGUCGGAGAGUCACUGGGUAGACUGGAACAAAAACACGCAGUCCAAGGACUAUCGUGGUUCUGGUUCCUUCUCAACCUUCAUUAUCAUCGGUCCCGUCUGUUUCUUCCUUGGCAUACUCUUCGCGCAGUUUCCCUAUGACUUCCCGUUGCUCUGGACCUCGGAGCCCGUUCAGGCCACGUACUACGACUUCCUCGAGACGCACGUCAAAUUCCUCCACGCCUCGCCUCUCAUCAUCUCGCGCAUCCUCAACAUUGUCAUCUUCGUUGGCCUCCUCGGAUUUUUCAUGAAGCUCUUCCGACCGGCCGAAUCCAACGUGUUGUUCGACGGCGCGUCGCUCAUUCUGUACGUCAUCGGAGUGGGCGUCUACUCCAGCAACAUCGUCAAGGGAAUGCGCACCAUCACUGCUGGCAUCUGGGACAUGGAAGACUUUGCUGGCAUCAAGCACGACGGCCCCGUCUCGGGCGAGGUCAUUCUCGGCAGGGAGGAUACUAUGAAGGUGCUCAGCGCUAGCAACACCAUUUUAGCCAUGGUGCUGGUAGGAGUCCUGGUCUUGCAGGCUGGCCAAUGGUACGCCGAGUCUAAGGAGAAGGACGACUUUGCCAAGGGCGAUAAGAAGGAUAAGAAGAAUGAUGGCCAGCAGCAACAGCAGCAGCAGCAGCCCCAGCCAGUGGAAGACAAGAAGUCGCAGUAGAAGCGUUUCUUCAUCAAGUUUGUAGGUUUGUUUUGGGCGCCAAGUGGUGAAAGGGUGUUCAUCGGUGCCGUCGGAAAGCUCCGAAGGCUCAAAUCAGUGUACGGGGGUG
This is a messenger RNA of Neurospora hispaniola, 995 nucleotides long. Its product is annotated as Shr3 amino acid permease chaperone. Gene Ontology annotation, cellular component: endoplasmic reticulum membrane. The coding region runs from base 194 to 886 and encodes 230 amino acids. The transcript has 2 exons. The record is from RefSeq and is a predicted model, not a curated record. Lineage: Eukaryota; Fungi; Ascomycota; Sordariomycetes; Sordariales; Sordariaceae. Gene Ontology annotation, biological process: endoplasmic reticulum to Golgi vesicle-mediated transport.